AUGCCGCAUAGUCAUUGUCAUGGUGAACAUGAUCAUGAUCAUAGUAAUCCUGCCGAGCUAGGUUUACAAUAUAAUCUUUAUGCAAAGAUCGAUAAGGAUAAUCUUCAGUGUUUGAACGAAAGCAUUGAUGGAUCGGGCAAAACGGUUUUCAAGCCCUGGGAAAACAGGCUGGACAGGAGCGAGUUUGUGGAAAGUGAUGCAGAUGAGGAAUUGUUAUUUAAUAUACCAUUUACGGGUAAUGUAAAAUUAAAAGGCAUUAUUGUAUCUUCCGAGGACACAAAUGCUCAUCCUGCAAAAUUGCGUUUGUUUAAAAACAAACCAAAUAUGACUUUUGACGAUGUAAGUUUGGUAGCUGACCAAGAAAUAGAAUUACAGAAAGACAGUGAAGGUAUUCUGGAAUACUCUCCAAAGAUCGUUACAUUUUCCUCUGUAUCACAUUUAACUAUGCAUUUUCCGUGUAAUUUCGGAGCUGAAAGCACAAAGAUUUACUACAUAGGUCUUAAGGGUGAAUGGACACCAGGACACAAACAUGGUGUCACUAUAUGCACAUAUGAAGCUAGACCUAAUCUGGAUGAUCACAAACUGAAACAUCUUGACUCAGUUACAAAGCACAUUGAAUAA
Molecule: messenger RNA, 621 nt
Organism: Leptosia nina
Lineage: Eukaryota; Metazoa; Arthropoda; Insecta; Lepidoptera; Pieridae
Source: the annotation of a GenBank genome assembly